Messenger RNA from Capsaspora owczarzaki ATCC 30864, 5760 nucleotides. RefSeq lists its product as hypothetical. The transcript is spliced from 7 exons. Bases 65 to 5656 code for a protein of 1863 amino acids. Gene Ontology annotation, cellular component: cytoplasmic vesicle; TRAPPIII protein complex; phagophore assembly site. Lineage: Eukaryota; Filasterea; Ministeriida; Capsasporidae. Gene Ontology annotation, molecular function: protein binding. Gene Ontology annotation, biological process: endoplasmic reticulum to Golgi vesicle-mediated transport; protein localization to phagophore assembly site. The record is from RefSeq and is a predicted model, not a curated record.
ACUUCACCUCGUCUCUUUCCUUCUCUCUUUCCUUCUCUUUCCUUCUCUUUUCCUCUCGCAAGCCAUGGCGCGCAUGUCGCAGUCGCCGCACGAGUUCAUCCGGUACGCGUUGGGCCCGCGCGUGCUCGUGUGCGCUUCGGACGACUGCCAGCAGGUCUUCCGACGCAAUGGCUUGACGCUCGUCGAUGCGCUGCGUCCCUUUGCCAACGUCCCUGCCGCCGACCUUGCAAGAACGAUGGCGCCGUCCCAGUCGCAGCAGGCGGCGCAGCAGUCGCACCAGCAGGGCUCGGCGGGAGGCGCAGCGGGAGCCAACAACGCGCGCAGACCAUUGCAGGACAUGCCGUUCCACUUUGUAGAGCCGGCAGACCUCGAGCCAGUCACGGCAGCCAUCAUGAACAGGGUGCUGACAGACGUCACGGUGCGUGCUCAUUCAGUGUACCAGCAUCAGGCGGCUGCAUCUGCAGCAUCAGGACCUGCAGCGGCGACUGGAACGAGUGCUGGUGCUGGUGCUGGUGCUGGUGCUGGUGCGGGUGAUGACAGCGCCCUCGCCAUCCCGCUCCAGCGAACUGCAUUGGAUGCGAUCGUGCCUCCCUCUGCAAGCAUCACUUCGCGCGAGGAUGUCGCUCGCGUGCUUGCUGAGAGCGAGAGCCGGCCGUUGACGCCGUGGUUUGAGGCGUAUCGGGAUGCGGUUGUGCGACUCUUGCGCCCGUCCGCCCAUGAAUACAUCUACCACCCCGUCGCCUGUGUCGUGGCCGUGUCGACAAUUGCACUAGAUCCCGUCACUGCUGCUCGUGCUGCUUUCGACCCUUUGCACCCGCCGGCAGCCUUCCAGAGCAACAUGCUGGACAUUAACAUUCCUCGCGUCUGCUUGCUCGUUCACGACGCCGAGCUUGCUCAGAACUGUGACCCGGAGGCCGUGCUCACCUCGCUGCGCGCCAUGUAUGGCCCAUCCAAUGUGUACUUUAUGCCCAUGAACACGCGAACAAUGAUUUCGCCGCUUGACGUUGCCAGCGCACCCGCAAACAAGCGCCAGGAUUUGUCGCCAGUCCAGGACGUCUGGUCAGGGCUCAUGUUUGAAGCAGUCACGCCCAGCGGUGCCGCUGGUGCAUCGGGACUGCUGUCGUCCAUCCCGGCCUCUCUCAGCAACUCGAUGCUUUCGCUCAACGCUGGUUCCGACUCGCCAUCGCGAACCUCCAUCGACCUCAACUCGACGCAGGCAUCCUCGUCCUCAACGACCACCACUUCGUCGUCAGUGUCACCAACCCCAUCGUCGGUUUCUUCGGUCUCGGGCUUGUCCACCACCACCUCGCCGCCGACAUUCUCCGAUCCGCUGACCAGCAUGGCCAAUGACGGCAAUUUGUCGGGCCACCCCGUCGUCCGUCUCUCUGUUGGUGGUGCCGGCAGCCCCAUCCAUCCCUCCAUGGGAGGUGCCGUGGGUGCAGCAGGCCACGCCGCAACAGGCUCGCCCGCGUCAACCAUGGCCAACACACUCGCUUCGUCUGGCCCUUAUUCCGUCCCUCCUGCGAGCUUCUUCCCUGGGGGCCAGCGUGGAUACUACCUGUCCGUGGACGAUGUCGUCAAUCUGCGCAACUUUGCCGUCGAGGUCGCUCUCAAGUUCUCCAUUCCGCACAUGGAGCGCGUGGUGCAGACAAUCAACGACACCAUCAAUGCCAGCAAGAGCGGCAUUCGCAAGUCGGUGGUGACGGCCGCAAAGCGUUGGUUUGGCAGUGGCAAUGAUUCGAGCUCGCAAGCGCAAAACAAGCCUGGCACCAGUCCCGUGAACGCCCCUCGCGGAACGGCUGCGUCUCCCGCAGUCGGUCGAGCCCCCGGUGCUCCGGCUGCAGUCAUUGGAGGUGCAAACAUUACCGCGUUGCAACAGUCGUUGGUCGGUGUCCCGAACGAGAUUUUGCUGCGCCGCGCUGCCGACCUCGCCUUCAUGCUGCAAGACUAUGAUUUUGCCGCGACGUCCUUCCAUACCAUCAAGAAGGACUUUAGCAACGACAAGGCGUUCAAGUACUAUGCCGGUGCGCAAGAAAUGACGGGCCUGUCGUACUUUAUGUCCGAGGCCCACAAAAAGGAUUACGACCACUACUUUGAGUCGGCCACCACCAUUUAUCUCACGCGGUGCAAAUGGCCCACGUUUGCUGCACGCACCACCAUGCUCGCAACCGAAGUGUUCAAAGCGAAAGGGCUUUUCCGCGAGGCUGCAUCCGCCUUUAUUCGAAUGACUGGAGAGGAUUCCGACUUGCGAAGUGCUUUGCUUCUCGAGCAGGCUGGUCACUGCUUCUUGCGACUCAAUCCUGUCAUGUUCCGCAAAUAUUCCUUCCACUUGAUUCUUGCCGGCCAUCGCUUUUCCAAGUGUCAACAGCGACAACACGCGCUGCGUUGCUACACGAGUGCUUUCAAGAUCUUUGGCAACCGCGCGUGGAGCGCUGCGGACGAUCACACGCAAACCACUCUGGGCAGACAGUCCAACCAACUGGGCUUGCUGGAAGAGGCCUUGGUUUCGUUCUUUGACUUGAUUAGCAGCGGAGACACCCCGAUUCAGCAAAAGCUGAACUAUUUGAAAGAGUUUCUGACCAUUUACAAGAACUACUCGAGCAAGCUCGACGAUGGCAGUGACGUCCUCCCAACGCUGCCUGUGCCUCAUCUCAACAGCUCUCGAAUCAAGGUUGUGCUGGAUGAAACAUCCACGCAGCUCAAAUCAAAGCUCACCCGAGAAGAGUGGGUCGAGAUGGAGAAGAACCUGAUUGCAUCAACCCAGCAAGUGGGCGCAUCGUCUUCAGCUGCAAGCGUCAUGCCCAACGCGAUGGCAGCCAUGGCGGCAGCUGCUGCUCGUUCCGACAUUCGCCCGCGGACUGUGUGUGUUGUCGGAGAACCCGUCAAGAUUGACAUUGAGGUGUACAACCCACUCCAACUCCCAUUACAACUCCACCGCGUCAGUUUGAGGUGCUUGUUCUCCACUACUGCGCCCACGCUGGAGACUGAGAUUUCAGCCGAUGCCCAGCGAACGCGCGAGCGAGUUGCAAACCAGCUGACCAACCGGCCAUGUCUUGCUGAUCAGCUGGCUCAGCAGGCGUCCAACGCUGCCAACGCCUUUGCGACUGAGGUGAUUGAAAAGAUUGAGCUCGCUGGCGGCGAGCGUCGCACGAUUCGACUGCUUGUGACACCUCUUACAGAGGGCUUUAUUCGCGUCCGUGGCCUGGUCUACACGCUGGGCGUGGGAGCAAACAUCAAGGGGCGACGUGACUUUGUUCUGCGCGGCAAGCGGUUGAACUCGACGAAAAAGCACAAACUCGACCAGAUUUAUGCCGGCGACAAUCGCCUGACGCUCGAAGUCACCGGUCCUAUGCCCAAACUGCUGGUCAAGUUCACUGGCGUGCCAGAGUCCGUGUACAAUGGCGAAGUUGUUCGCGCCACGCUCGAAGUGGCAAAUACCGGCAACUUUGCGAUGCGCAACUUGCGCGUCAAGCUUUCGCACCCGGCCUUCAUCUCGUUUGGCACCGCGUCGAAUGCGGCAGAAGACGCCUCAUCCGUUGCAUCGCAUGUCACGGCGCUCUCUCCGUAUGACGUUAUUCCCGCCGCUCCCGAAGAGCGGACGCGCCUCAACUGGUCGGUGCUGCACGGUGGAGCGUCAUUGGCACCACAACAGAACUUUGCCGACUCGGCUGGCAAGACGGUGGCUCCCAUUUCGCUGGAUGCAUUCUCGGACGUCACGCUCCAAACCAUCCCGCUCGGGAACGCCACCAACAACAAGGGCGGCACGUUGCUGCCGGGAUCCUCGUUGGUCGUCCCAGUCUUUGUCCGCGGCGACGAGCUUGGCGAUCACCUGUUCAGCAUGCUCUUCUACUAUGAAGCGGACCGCAGUGUGUCGUCUUCCACCGCGACCAAGUCCGCAGGCAUGGGGUAUCGCCUGCAGCGAUUUUGCUUGGGAUUGUCUGUCAUGCCGGCGCUGCGUGUUUCUGCCUCCUGCCGCCCGGCCACCUCGCAGGUGAAUGAGCAGAUUGUUGCGCUUGAAGUUGAAAACAUGCACACCACGCACGAGUUUUCCGUCGAGCAAGUUUCAGCCGUUUCUGGCAACUGGAGUCUGGUGCCCCUCGCUCGCAGAUCGGCUGCCGACAAGGACAGCGCUGCCGCCGUGGCGUUGACGGGUUCAUCAGCAUUGAAGCUGGCACCGCGUGAGGUUGUGUCAAUCUACUUCCGCGCAACCGAAAUCGCGCCGGCAGAGGUUCGUGAUCUGGCUCAACGCUUCCCUGUUGAGGCACCCACGUCCUCUGCUGCCUCCAGCAGCUUGGCAGUGCCAAAACUCAUGUUUGGCGUGACGCAAUCCCCUUCUACUCCGAGCGGUCCCAGCGUCGCUCCGCAGCCCUUCCCACUUUGCUUUUCGACCUGUCCGUUCGGCUCGACGGGGCCUGCGGGCAAUAUUGAUCCGCGUACGGCGCCGGCGCUGAACUUUAUGCUUUGCUCGGCGCAGGUGCAAGCCAAAGAGGUGGAGGCCGCACUUGUUGCCAGCCUCCUGGGUGCCUCGCCGUCCAUGGGCGUCCCGACGUCGUCCGGGCUCGUGCCAUUCAUUACACCGUCGUCGUCUUCGCCCGCACCUGCCACUCCCGGCCCAGCCACACCUGCUCCAGUCCCACAGUUCGCCGCACUGUCCAUGAUGGGCAGCGAUCGCUUGGGAGUUGUCCUGUUCUGGCGCGGCGUUCAGCGCAUUGCCCAAGGCCAGCUCCACGCCUUCCAAGUGGACAUGGCCCUGCCUGCGCCUGUUCUCUCCCUUCCUACCUCCAAUGCUGCUUUUGGUGCUGGAUCGUCCUUGUCGUUCGCCAGCCUUGACAUGAACACGCGCUCGCCCUCUGGCAGUGUCAGCCCCGCCUCCGCCAUCGCGCCUGGGCAGCACCACGCCAUUGGCCACUCGCGCUCCAACUCUGGCGCUUUCUCGUCGGGCAGCUUCCUGACUUCCGAAUCCGCCGCCGCGCAGCAAACGCUGAGUACCGGCAAUCUGCCCGUGUUGGCCAACAACGACGCCAGUAGCCUCAGCUUGCCCUUCGCGACCGUGUCCGCCCUGUCGUCGCAGCCCAUCCAAUAUGCACUGCAGUUUGCAGACGAGCGAUCUCAUUUGUUUUCGGCUUGGCGUCUGUGCCAUGUGCAAGGAACACUGGUGCUGUUCAAUCGCUCCCACACAACCGCUUUUGAAGUUGUGGUGGAGCUGCUGCCCCCAGUUGUGCUCCAUGGCACUUUAAAUGUCCCUUCUACUUCACGCUACCAAUGGACUGGUGUCGUCCAGCGUCGCACUACGCUGCUGCCACGCCAGCGUGCAGAACAGCCUUUGGAAAUGUGUUGCUUGCAGCCCGGUCUGUACGAUAUGCACCGCUUGCGUGUCUCCUACAACGCGGUCGUUCCCAAGUCUGGUGCGGCAGCCAACGAGCCUGCCACUCCUGCGGCUGUGGUGUCGACCACGACACAGGGCGCUGGCACCGCGCUGCAAGUUCCAGUCACGCCUUCCCCUGGGCUCGUUGGCGUGGCCCCUGCGUCGAGCGCAGCCGCGGGCGAACCUGCCACCGUCGUCGUUCAGCAAGGCUAUUCCUGCAUCAUCUCGGUGGAAGCCGCGGUCGAGCCGCCUGCUGGAGCGACAAGUGCUUCAUUGACCAGCAUCGCGUAGUGAUGCUCUUUUAUUCGUUGUUGGGUCGUGUUUUCCUCAUUGUACAAUUUUUUUCUUUAUAAACCACAACUGGCCUGUUCGCAACUAAGAACACCAAAAACCAA